AUGAUUGAUGGAUGGCCGUGGCCACUGGCCACAUUGGCCCUGGCCGUGGCUCUGUUAGCCAGUGAGACAUCAAGAAAUUUAAAGAUUCAUCAGAGAGUUCACACUAGAGAGAAGCCGUACAGCUGUGAUCAAUGUGGGGCAGCUUUCACACAACAGAGGACCCUAAAAAUCCAUCAACGCAUUCACACUGGAGAGAAGCCGUACAGCUGUGAUCAAUGUGGAGCAGCUUUCACACAACAGAGUACCCUAAAAAUCCAUCAACGCAUUCACACUGGAGAGAAGCCGUACAGCUGUGAUCAAUGUGGGAAAACCUUUUCUCGUGGUGAUGCCCUUAAAUCUCACCAGCGCAUUCACACUGGAGAGAAGCCGUACUCGUGUGAACAAUGUGGGGAAACUUUUUCUCGGAGUGAUGCCCUUAAAUCUCACCAGCGCAUUCACACUGGAGAGAAGCCGUACUGGUGUGAACAAUGUGGGAAAACCUUUUCUGAAGGUGGUAGCCUUAAAAAACACCAUCGCAUUCACACUGGCGAGAAGCCGUACUCGUGUGAACAAUGUGGGAAAACGUUUUCUAGGAGAGGUAACCUUAGAUCUCACCAGCGCAUUCACACUGGAGAGAAGCCGUACAGCUGUGAACAAUGUGGAAAAAUGUUUUCUCAUAGUAGUAGCCUUGAAUCUCACCACCGCAUUCACACUGGAGAGAAGCCGUACUGGUGUGAACAAUGUGGGAAAACCUUUUCUCGUAGUGAUCACUUUAAAAAACACCAGCUCAUUCACACGGCCUCGUUGUGAACAUGUUUCAGAGCCAAGCUGUUUCCUCCUCCUCAUGCCCUGAUAGCUGUGUUGUUAUAUUCUGAUCUUCUCUCCACAUUGAAGGCUGACCAGCAGUAACUCUAUCUUCUGAACAGCGUGGAUGUUGUCCUGGCUAUGACUACAUAUUACGCUCCUUCCCUUUGAAGGGGUAGUCCUGUCAUUCAUGUAAAUAGUUUUAACCCUCUGCUUUGAACCGGAUCCCACACGCCUCUUCAGUGGAUCAGAUUUAAGUCUGACUCUUCAGUCCCAUUAAAACAGCUGGUUUGAUUCAGGGUAAAGUUUAAGAGCUGAAGAAGGCUGUGGAAUUUGGUCAAAAGCUCCAAUUGAGAGAAUGUAAGCCUUGUGGUGAGAAUAAUCUGUUAAAGAUGUGUUCCCAUUAUUUUUUGGUGUCUGCCUUAUACAUAUUCUUUUUAUUAUUCUUAGUUUAACAUGAUCUUUUCUUA
This is a messenger RNA of Etheostoma spectabile (orangethroat darter), 1253 nucleotides long. RefSeq names its product zinc finger protein 239-like. Gene Ontology annotation, molecular function: RNA polymerase II cis-regulatory region sequence-specific DNA binding; DNA-binding transcription factor activity, RNA polymerase II-specific. Lineage: Eukaryota; Metazoa; Chordata; Actinopteri; Perciformes; Percidae. Gene Ontology annotation, cellular component: transcription regulator complex; chromatin; PcG protein complex. The record is from RefSeq and is a predicted model, not a curated record. Gene Ontology annotation, biological process: regulation of transcription by RNA polymerase II. The transcript is spliced from 2 exons. The coding region runs from base 1 to 789 and encodes 262 amino acids.